Maylandia zebra (zebra mbuna) is the source of this 595-nucleotide messenger RNA. Its product is annotated as C-C motif chemokine 3. Gene Ontology annotation, biological process: immune response. Gene Ontology annotation, cellular component: extracellular region. Lineage: Eukaryota; Metazoa; Chordata; Actinopteri; Cichliformes; Cichlidae. Gene Ontology annotation, molecular function: chemokine activity. The record is from RefSeq and is a predicted model, not a curated record.
AAAAGCUGAGCCGAAUAACUGGAGGAAUCACUUCUGCUUUUAAGACCUUAACUAUUUCUUCACGCUUCACUCUGGAGAAGAAGGCAGAUCAAAGGGGAACAAAUCAUUUACUCACUGUUCUUCAAGCUUUUUGAAAAUGGUAAACUCUAGAAGCCUGUUACUGCUGGUCUGCACAGUCAUGGUGGUUGGGGCCAUCUCUGGAUCAGACGCUCGUCGCCAGAAGAGACCGUGCUGUGUUGAAGUCACCCGCCAAGAUACGAGCGCUGAUGUGGUGGGGGAAACAUAUCGUCAGCAGGCCGCAACACCACCCUGUGUGAAGGCUAUAAUUUUCAACACAGAAUAUGGACAGCUUUGUGCUGAUCCAAACGCUCAGUGGGUCAAAGAUCUCAUUGUGAGGAUGACGAGGGUAUGAAGUACAAAGUGUGAGGUGAAGCAUCGCUGCCUGUCGGGUCAUCAGUAUCUCCUUAUCUCAAACUUUUCUUUGAAAUGUUUUUGUUACGUUACUCUGUUAAUUCUGUCCACAUCGCACUGCAGCAAUUUCCUAAUGUUGUAAACCUGCUCAACAUUUGGCAAUAAAAACCCUUUCUGAUUCUGA